ACAUUACUCUCUAGAGCGACUAUAUAAAGUUUUUACUAGAAAGACAGUAAUUACUAUAAUAUCGCUAAAAUACGACGACACAAAUUACAUCAACCACAAUGGUGGCAAGCAGCAGUAGUGCAGCUAUUUUUUUCUAGAUGUCGCUAAGGUACAACUUAAAAAUGACUUAAAAUUGUCGCGCAUUUAAGUAGUUCUGUAAAAAAUAUUAUAGGGAACUGCUUCAUCCCAUUAAGGAUCUCGCUCAUUAUACCAACACAACACAACACAGCACGUCACGUCAAAUGUCGGUGAAGAUAAAAUGCAUUAGGUUAAAUAAGGAUCCGCUCACUUGUCCAACACGACACGACACAGCGUCGGCCGAUGUUGGUCGGAUCUUCAUCGCACAACCCUGACCGACAAAUGUCGAUGCGUGUUGUGUUGUGUUGGCGAAGUGUGCGGAGGUAAACCGUCAAGAAUGUCUUUAGCAUGCGCAAAAGUAAUCAGCUGUUUAAGUUUAGUCAUUGAAAAAAAAUAUUAUUUAGUGGACUUCAGCUUCUUAGCGAAAUGGACGAAGAACUAUUAAUCAAUCUCGUUGAAAAAUACAGUGAAUUAUACGAUGUAAACGAUUCAAAAUAUCAUGAUCAAGCAAGGAAGGAGAACAUUUGGGAGGAGAUUGCUGCAGAAAUGCAAAAACCAGCACGUGAAUGUAAAAAGCGGUGGAGCACGCUCAGGGAUUGCUACCGGCGAGCACUGAAGGCUCAGCAAUCCAAAAGUGGUGAUGGGGCAAAGGCACACAGAGAGUGGCGGUUUCAGCAGCAAAUGAGUUUCCUGCGAGGAUUUCUUCCUGAACGACAGCAGCUGUCAAAUGUAGAAAUAGAAACAGCAGGAGCCAACGAUACUGAACGUGAGGAACAGGAACGUGUAAACUCACCAACUGAUUACGUUCAGCAAUCGGAGAGUGAUGAAUCAAGUACAUCAUCGCGCCCUCAAAGCACUCAUUCUGCUGUAUCCAUAGUAGGCAAGCGUAAAUCCAAUAAAAACCAGCCGCUUACAACAGCACAUGUUUUACAAAGUUAUUUAGCAGAAAAGCGAACUAAAAACACUCCAUUAGCGACCGCACACUCUCCACAACCUCUCAAAAAAUUUUUUGCGUCCAUUGAAGACACCGUUAGCACUUUUCCAUUAGAAACACAACUAGAUAUCAAAUCAAAAAUAUUCAAUAUCGUUCAUCAAGCGGAACUAUCACUUUUAAGACAUUCAACGGGUAAUAUAAAUCAAUCACAUUUUCACCAAGAACAUCAUCAACAAUAUUAUCCAUCUCAAGUACAGCACAUUCAACCACAUUUCAUCCCAAUGACGGCACCUCAGCAACAACCAUUUCAAGACAUACAGUACGCAACUCAAAGACGUGUACAAAACCUUCAACAAUUACCACGUAUCUCGCAAGCACCAUCACAACCUCAAUCACAAUUUCAUCCAUAUACAUCCCAAACACAACAUUUGACCAGCGAUUUGCAUUAUGAAGAAGAUGCAUCCCAGUUGACGCAAUCACUUACUACAACAGAAAAUGAUGUACCUACUACACUCGACAAUAAUAAAUUAGAUUUGUAAUGCAUUCUUUCAAAAAAAUAAAAGUUAUGUAAGUUACAAAGUAGUAAAUUACUUACCUUAAGGUCAC
Molecule: messenger RNA, 1657 nt
Organism: Photinus pyralis (common eastern firefly)
Lineage: Eukaryota; Metazoa; Arthropoda; Insecta; Coleoptera; Lampyridae
Product: mastermind-like domain-containing protein 1
Exons: 2
Coding region: 544-1590 (348 amino acids)
Biological process (GO): regulation of transcription by RNA polymerase II
Cellular component (GO): transcription regulator complex; nucleus
Source: RefSeq, a predicted model, not a curated record